AUGCCUCAAAAACUGACUCUCGCAGUCUCCCAAUCCCGCACCCUCUCCACCCUCUCCUCCACCCUCUCCUCCCUCGCCUCCACAACACGACUCGCAGCAAGCCAAAACGUCGAUCUCAUCCUCUUCCCCGAAGCCUUUUUAGGCGGAUAUCCUCGCACCGCAGCCUUCGGAGCCACCGUCGGAUCGCGCAGCGAAGCAGGUCGAGAGCAAUUCCUCCAAUACUUUCACAGCUGCGUAGAUUUAGGAGAUACACCCACGGGAGCAGGCGAAGAUUGGAUUCAGAAGAAAAAUUUGCCCAUAGCAGAGGGAAAAGAGUGUCGAGGAGAUGGGACACGAGAAUUCUUGGAGCAGGUGGCGCGAGAGACGGGCGUGUUUGUGGUGACGGGAGUGGUGGAGAAGAGUGGUGGAACACUAUAUUGUGCAGUAGUCUACGUCUGUCCUCGACGGGGAGUAAUAGGGAAAAGGCGCAAAGUGAUGCCGACGGGUUCGGAAAGAUUAGUGUGGGGACAAGGCUCACCUGCGACGUUGAAAGCCAUCACGACCACCAUCCGGAACGUCCGAGUCGUCAUGGCGGCGGCGAUUUGCUGGGAAAAUAUGAUGCCGUUGCUGCGAUACAGCCUGUAUAGUCAAAAUGUCAAUUUAUGGUUGGCUCCUACUGCCGAUGCAAGAGAUACUUGGCUUCCACUCAUGCGAACUGUAGGGAAUGAAGGGAGAUGUUUUGUAUUGAGCAGUAUUUCAUGUCAGAAACGAAAAAACCUCCCCGAAUGGAAGGAAGAUGACGACGACGAGUUUGUCUGUCGUGGUGGAUCGUGCAUUAUCGGACCUUUUGGCCAAGUGUUACAGGAACCACUCUGGGACGUCGAAGAUGGCGGAUUGUUGGUGCAAGAGGUCGACUUUGAAGAUUGCGAACGUGGGAGGCUCGAUCUUGAUGUCGCUGGGAGCUAUAGCCGGAACGAUGCCUUUAAACUCACCGUUGAAGGGCUGGACCUGAAUCCGCCUCCCUCAUAG
This is a messenger RNA of Sphaerulina musiva SO2202, 1008 nucleotides long. RefSeq names its product carbon-nitrogen hydrolase. Lineage: Eukaryota; Fungi; Ascomycota; Dothideomycetes; Mycosphaerellales; Mycosphaerellaceae. The transcript is spliced from 2 exons. Bases 1 to 1008 code for a protein of 335 amino acids. Gene Ontology annotation, molecular function: catalytic activity. The record is from RefSeq and is a predicted model, not a curated record.